AAUCCGGCUGUCCCGGUUGUAAACAGGUCGUUUUCGCAAUCUGGGCAGAACAGUGCCAAGUAGACCCAAAAUUCCGUCGUCCUCCAAUCUAGCAAUGGCACACUUUUUUGCUGUGUUACUGUGCGUUUACGUUUUAUACCUUUCGCAGCCUGGAACUUCUCUGUUCUCAUGGCAUCCAACAUUUAUGGUGAUCGGAUUUGGCCUUUUCAUGUUUGAAGCGAUUUUGAUGUUCUCUCCACAUAGUUCAUUUUUGCAAUCCGCUGACCGUAAAACGAAAGGAAAGUUUCAUUGGAUUUUACAAAUUUGUGCUGUAGUUUGUUUACAUCUUGGAUUUUCUGCCAUAUACUACAACAAGGUACAAAAUAACAAACCACACUUUGUAUCAUGGCAUGGCAAAGUUGGAUUAAUUGCUGUUGCACUGGCUACAUUUCAAUCCAUGGCUGGCUUCUCUCUGAUAUACAAUUUGUCGUUCCUGAAUCCUAUGGGAACAUCACUUGCUAUUCGUAAAAAAAUGCACGCUUUGUUUGGCACAGUGGUGUUUGUUUUGGGAUGUGCAGCCUUGUUUUUAAGUUUGUAUUCUAAUUUUGUAUUAAAUAAUGCAGGCACUGUAACGUGGUAUAUUUUGUUAGGAUUGAUUACUGUAAUGGUGUCAGUGGUUGUCAACCAAACUGCUGAUGUUUACAUGUUUAAGAAGAAAUCUUCGACCUAGCUUGUGUUGUUACUUUAUAAUGGUUGUUAGUUUUUAUUGCAAGUAUUUUGCAAGUCCAAGAUUAACAGUAAGAUUUUUCAUGGACAUUAAUUUUUAAAACCAAGACAGUCACCACUUAAUUAUAUAUUUGGUUUCUUUUUUUAUUUCUUGGCAAGUAAAGAAACAUCACAAGAAAUAAACUGAAAAUUUUUUUUCAAAAUGUUGCAAGCUUCGACUAAUGUGAAUCGGGAUUUUGAUUAGCAAAAUGCUUUAAAAAAAUAUGGUGCUGCGGUUAAUAUAAUUUUACAUUUUAUUCCACUGCAUGAGUCUACCUACUUCCACAGGGAUUAUAAUGUGUUGUUUUUAUGAAGAAAGUGUGUAAAAAAAUUAGUUUCUAUUGUCAAAUAUUUAUUUUUAGUUAAUAGAAACUAAUUAUAUAGCAGUGAUUUUUUUGUUUAUUCCUACUUAUACAUUUUUUGUGUAAAGAUAAUAAAAUCAAUAUUUCUCACAAGUUCUGCAUUAGUUGUGUCAACAAAAUUGAAAAAGUAUGGUCAACAUUUGUAUCAAUGCAGUAAGAAAUGAUAUACUUUUAACAUAACCAAAGUUUAUUUUGUGAUUUUAUUAAUUGUGAUUUAAUUGAUUUUAUGCUAGCACUUUAUGUAAUUAAUGAUAAGCAAUGUUUGCAUCCUUUGUUGCUCUGCAGUAAGGAAUUAAUGAUUUAA
Molecule: messenger RNA, 1410 nt
Organism: Hydractinia symbiolongicarpus
Lineage: Eukaryota; Metazoa; Cnidaria; Hydrozoa; Anthoathecata; Hydractiniidae
Product: transmembrane reductase CYB561D2-like
Exons: 3
Coding region: 95-709 (204 amino acids)
Molecular function (GO): transmembrane monodehydroascorbate reductase activity
Source: RefSeq, a predicted model, not a curated record